GUAUUUAAAUGCGGCGCACAUAGCAUUCGGUGUUUGUGCCGUUACAAUGGAUCAGCAAACAACGUGUUGCAGGCCCGGGUCCAGGUUACUGGGCCUUUCGGCAAUCUUCAUCACACUGCUUACAUUGAACCUGCCUUCUCCCACACUCGGGACGUAUUACGUAUCAUUUCCAAGAUCCUUUGUCUCUGGAAGUCCUGUGGAUCUGUACAUUCAAGUAACGGAGGCAACUUCUCCUGUUAAUGUCGUCGCGGCUAUUGUAGACGGCAACAGAAUGGUUGUUUCAAGUGCGAUAAAGGCCAUACUUUCAGGGAAGCCAGAGCGGAUACAGAUUGAUGUUCCCGAUGACCUGCCUACAUCUAGAUACGUUAUCGCGGUGAACGGUACAGGUGGUCUUUCGUUCUACAACGAGGCGAACCUCACGUAUAUAAAUGACGUCAUAGUUAUGAUACAGACAGAUAAGACACGCUACUCCGCCGGACAAACAGUACGCUAUCGCGCAAUAUUUCUUCAGCCUGACCUGACCAACUUUGAAGGAAACGCAAGCAUUUCGAUUUAUGACGGCAAAAACAACCGCAUACAACUAGAAGGACCACAUAGAGUUCUCAAUGGUGUCAUUGAAGGACAACUGAAUCUUAGCAGAGAACCAAUUUAUGGAGAUUGGAAAAUACAGGCGAACGUUUUGGACUCCGUUAAAAACAAAUCGUUCAAAGUCUUUGAUUACGUUUUACCAAGAUUCAACGUGGAACUGAUUAUCCCAAGUGACAUAUUAACGACAGACCAGACAAUAAGGAUUGCUGUUAAGUCAAGUUUCACGUUCAACACUGGUGUUCAGGGAAGCUGUACUUUGGUCGUCUACCAAGAGAACGACCGAUACCAUUACUAUAGCAUUUCAACACCGAUAAAUGGGUUGGCGAAUUUUACGAUUUCCAUGUCCGACCUCAGAAGUCAAGGAGUAGAUACAUCGCAUAACAUGAAACUACGAGCCACUGUAACGGAUAACUCCACUUUGCUGUCGUUUACCACAGAAAAGGAUAUAAUUAUACAAGGGAAUCAUGACGACCAGUAUAAACUACAAGAGAUAAUGAUAAGAAAUGGAUUUGUAAAUGGAUUGAACUAUACUACAUACCUGAAAUUGACAAAAAACGGGAAAGGUCCAAACAUGAUCGGAGCGCUUGACGUUUCUGUCACGUACUACAGUGUAGUUUUAAGUACAUGUCAUCAACAAUACGGUACACUUGACCACCAGUAUUUACAAAUCUCAACAUCGAAUUUCAAUGGACAAACAACCUUUGGUCAAAAUGGCAUUGCAGUAGUAACAUUUCCUGUUAACGGCAUUAAUAUUGAGAAAGUAGAUUUGCAGGUACGGUACACCACUGCUGCGGACUUUUCAAAAACGCUGUACUCGAUGUCGAAAACCCCGACAGACGUGUUGAAAGUGACUUUGAGUAGUGCUGAAAUGCAGGUGGGAAACGUUGUGACAGUUACAGCAGAAUCAUCAAAACCACUGUAUGGCCCCGUUACAAGUGAAGUUUACUGUCGAAAUCGUCUUGUGCAGUUUGAAUCUACAAUAGCUAAUGGUGAAACUACGUUUCGUUGGAAGGUUUUACUUACAAAUGAUAUGGUCCCUUUCUCCUACAUAGUAGCUUCACAUAUAACUAGCGGUCGGUGGAGUUUAUCUGAUAGCGCUUUCGUACAAGUUGAUGGGACACCUAUGAAAAAUAAGGUACAAGUGACGUAUAACACUAGUUUAACCGAACCAGGACAAUUCGUUGAUAUGAAGAUAACUGCUGAUCCAUUAUCGAUGGUGUACGUGAUGGUUGGAGAUGAACGUAACAGGCUGCUCGGAAAUGAAAAGGAUAUAUUCUCUGAUGAGGUUAUGGACGGAGUGACAUCGUUUUCCAACAACCAUGCAGACAAUGGAUAUCUAAACGGUCAAGAUGAAUCAACCACUGGACUGAUAACUUUAACAGACGGGUCAGUAUUCAAUACGAAUCAUGCAGACCAGUUGUUUAUUUUGGGAAGUCUUCCAACCAGCUGUCAACAGGCUGGCUAUGGGGGUACCAUGACUGGAGGCACCAUAACUGGAGGCACCAUGAGUGGAAGUUUAAACGGUCAAACCGGGACAUGCUUAGACAAGAUCCCCAACUGCGCCGCCUACGCUGCCGACUUGUGCACGACCGCCUCCUACAGAUUGUGGGCCACAUAUAACUGCGCAGAUCAUUGUAACCUCUGCGCUGGAGGCACCAUGAGUGGAAGUUUAAACGGUCAAACCGGGACAUGCUUAGACAAGAUCCCCAACUGCGCCGCCUACGCUGCCGAAGUGUGCACGACCGCCUCCUACAGAUUGUGGGCCACAGAUAACUGCGCAGAUCAUUGUAACCUCUGCGCUGGAGGCACCAUAACUGGCACUGGGGGUACCAUGACUGGAGGCACCAUGACUGGCACUGGGGGUACCAUGACUGGAGGCACCAUGACUGGCACUGGGGGUACCAUGACUGGAGGCACCAUGAGUGGAAGUUUAAACGGUCAUACCGGGACAUGCUUAGACACGAUCUCCAACUGCGCCACCUACGCUGCCGACUUGUGCACGAUAACCGAAUUCAAAGCGUGGGUAUGGGAGAACUGCGCAGGUCAUUGUAACCUCUGCGCUGGAGGCGCCAUGACUGGCACUGGGGGUACCAUGACUGGAGGCACCAUGACUGGCUUUGGGGGUACCAUGACUGGUACCGGGAUUGGCAUGAGUGAGUUUGGCUCUGGGGGUACCAUGACUGGCACUGGAGGUACCAUGACUGGCACUGGGGGUACCAUAACUGGCACUGGGGGUACCAUAACUGGCACUGGGGGUACCAUGACUGGCACUGGGGGUACCAUGACUGGCUCUGGGGGUACCAUGACUGGUACUGGGGGUGCCUCGACCGGUUCCUUAGCAUGGGGUGCUACCGGUUCUGUAGCUGGUUCCGUAUUGUCAGGUGGCUCGAUGCGUCCUGCAUUAGAUGCUUUGCAGAUAGGUCAACUUCUAAGGGACAAGUUUCCGGAGACAUGGAUAUGGGAAAAACACAUUGUUGGAGUAUCCGGAGAAUUACAUAUAACAAAGCAAUUGCCGGAUUCGAUCACUUCAUGGAAUACCACCGUUUUCGCAACAAACUAUGCAACAGGAUUCGGAAUAGCUGAUAAUAUUUCGAAGGUGACUGUUAAGAAGUCUUUUUUCAUUACUAUGGAUCUGCCCGACACGAUUGUUCAAGGGGAGGAAUGUCUUCUCCAAAUAACAGUUUUCAAUUACUUGCCGGAGCGUCAAGAGGUGGUUAUAUCAGUUCAACACUCAGAUGAUAUACAUCAAACAAUCCCAACUGCAACAGUGGUACAACCAAAUGAAGGUCAUUCUACCUUUGUUCGAUUGACUCCUAAUAUAACUGGCGAUGUCAACAUCACUGUAAGGGCAAAGGCUGGGGACUUUUUCACGACGGUCGCCUAUGACUCACUUCAAAAAACCUUACGCGUGCGGCCAAAUGGUGUGCACAUGACCGAAAAUCAACAGCAUUUGAUACAUGUGCACCCAACAUCUUCAAAUUAUAACAAGUCUGUCUCACUGGCCAAACCGAACAAUAUUGUACCUGGAACGGAAAGAUUAAUUCACUUAAAGAUAACAGGGGAUUUUAUGGUUCCAAGCAUUGACGGUUUGCAAAAUCUAAUAAAUAGACCAUCUGGUUGUGGCGAACAAAACAUGGUCAAUUUUGCACCUGAUGUAUUCAUUUCGAAGUAUUUGAAAACAGUAAACAAGUUCACACCUCUUUUAAAAAAAACGGUGAUUGAACAUUUGGAAUUCGGGUAUCAGAAUGAGCUCCGAAAUAAACAUUCGGAUGGUUCCUUCAGUGCAUUUGGGAACAGCGACCGUUCAGGCAGUACCUGGCUCACAGCUUUUGUAAUGAAGUGUUUUGGACUUGCAAGAUCGAUGAUAAUGAUUGAUGACAAUAUUAUCAAAGAAGGCAUAAAUUGGCUUUUGGACAAACAGAAAACAGACGGAUCUUUCGACGAACCUGGUCGUGUGAUUCAUACGAAUAUGCAGUCUGGUACUGGACAUGGCGCUGCCCUGACUGCGUUUAUUAUGAUAUCCCUGCUUGAGAACCGCGAUUCAUAUUCAGCAGCGCAAUCCAGAAUGAAUACGUCAGCGUUGAAGAGUAUGGCUUACUUGGAAACACAGCUCAGCACCAUUCACGAUGCAUAUACGCUUGCAAUAACGUGUUACGGACUGGUAUUGACAAGAAGUUCCCAAAGUUCUAUGUGCUUUACCAAACUCCAAGCUGCUUCAAGUAUAGAUGGAGAGUUAACUUAUUGGACCAGCGGUGGUCGAGUGAAAAGGUCAGGAGUUCUACACACAAGGGCUCCUGCCCAAGAUAUCGAGUCAACGGCAUAUGCUCUAUUGACCUAUAUCGAAAUGAAUAAAAUGGCAGAGGCUUUCAGUAUUGUUAAAUGGCUGGUCUCUCAACGGAAUCCUUCUGGAGGAUUUCAGUCAACUCAAGACACCGUUGUUUCUCUUCAAGCAUUGGCAAGGUUUUCUGAAUUAUCUACAAUCGGCCCACAUCAGACACCAAACUACAAUGUACAUUUUGUUGGCAUUGGAAACGGUUUUAAUCAUCAGUAUGACGUAACUCUUGGCAAUUACGAUGUUACGCAUACUGUACCGAUUCCUGACAGCCUAGACAGUCUUAGCAUCUCCGCAACCGGACACGGAGUUGCUGUCGUCGAUGUCAUUAUGUCUUACUACGUGCAAGGAUCAACAAGCAGCAACUUUAUCGAGGUGACUGCUCCGGUAUCUAGCGAAUCCAUCAACAGCGUAACGAUCGAUCCAUGCGUUCGAUGGAUCGGGCCAACAGCUAGCGGCAUGAUACUUGUUGAAAUAGAAAUGAUAACAGGAUUUAGGCAUAACGUUGACGUUCUUGGAAGUCAACCAAAAAUAAAACGAUAUGAGGCGAACGGCAAAAGUCUGGCACUUUACUUCGACGCGCUGGACACAGGGAACCAACACUGUGUGAAGGUGACUAUGGAACGUUCAGAUCCAGUUGUGAAAAGCCAGGCAUGUCACGUCGUCGCGUAUGACUACUAUGAACCAACUCACCAGGCGGUCACGGUGUACGAGUCGGGUAUAUUGAAGCGGUCCACCGUUUGCGAUAUCUGUCCUCUUUGCACGUGGUGCCACGGAGCACACCAGAGUGUGAUCGUUGGAUGAUAUGUCAAUGCGGUUGAUUGCGUUCUUCUGAUGACAUGUACAAUACAACUUCCGAUUAUAAUUUUAAGCAUUGA
Molecule: messenger RNA, 5298 nt
Organism: Dreissena polymorpha
Lineage: Eukaryota; Metazoa; Mollusca; Bivalvia; Myida; Dreissenidae
Product: CD109 antigen-like
Exons: 68
Coding region: 47-5224 (1725 amino acids)
Cellular component (GO): extracellular region
Molecular function (GO): endopeptidase inhibitor activity
Source: RefSeq, a predicted model, not a curated record